AUGGGACUGCUGAGGAUUUAAAACUGCACUGUGAGGGGAUGGCAGUGGAGCUCAGAGCUCCACAUGGGGAGGGAACAUAGACUUUGCAGAAGGAUGAGGAGAUGAGGGUGGGAAAGCAGCCCUGCUGAUGCCAGGGGUGCUGGCUGGAAGCCACUGAAGGGAGGGGAAAGGCGAGGCGGGGCGAGGCCCUCGGCCCUGAGGGACCGCCCGCCAUGCUCUUUGCCGUCUCCAUAGCAACCCCCGCGGCGGCGCCGCCAUCUUGUUUACCGUCACCACAGCAACGGCCGCCAUCUUGAUCGGCGUCCCCACAGCACCGGGCCGGGCCGAGCCGUGCCGGGGCCAUGGCGAGCGCAGGGCGGCUGCACGACCUGAACCUCAGCGCCGAGGAGGCGGAGCGGCUCCGGCGCGCCUUCCGCGACGAGCAGUUCCGCGCUCUGUUCGCGGAGUUCGCGGCCGAGCUCACCGACCCCGAGCAGCGGCGGCUGUACGAGGAGGAGGUGGCGGCGCUGGAGCGGGAGCGCGGCGUAGAGGUGCGCUUCGUGCACCCGACGCCGGGCUUCGUGCUGCGGACGAGCCAGGAGGGCUCCCGCCGCUGCUACAUCAAUGUCUGCAGCAACCCGCUGAUGGGGGAGCCGCGGGCCCGCGCCGAGCGCGGCGGGCAGCGCUGGGAGCUGCCCUACAGCCUGGCCCCGGGCCGCGAGGAGCUGCGCCCCGCCGGCCGCCGCCGCCUCCUGUACGACGUGGUGUUCCACCCCGCGGCGCUGCGCCUGGCCGCCCGCAGCGCCCGCUUCCGCCGCCUGCUCCGCGACACGGCGCUGGAGGCCGUGGAGAGCCAGUGCGGGGUGCGGCUGGACCGCAACAACGCCGCCAUCCUGCGAGGGGUCUCAUACAAGGGCAUCCCGCAGGCGCCCGUCAUCCGCUCCCCGCUGCCCGGCGGCGCCCCGAAGCCGCCCGACGACGGCGAGUCCCCGCUGCCGCCCUUUCCCUUCCCGCCCGCCGCUCCCCCGCCGCCCGCCGCCAGAGCCUCCUCGCCCGCCGCGCCCCCGCCGCCCUCCGGCCCCACCACGCCGCGCUGGAGCAUCCGGCACCGCUCCUACGUGGACCUGCAGGACUACCGGCACAGCCGCGACUCGGCGCCCAGCCCGGUGCCGCGGGAGCUGGUGGUGACGGUGGAGCUGCCGCUGCUGCGCUCCGCCGAGCAGGCGGAGCUGGAGAUCCGCGGGCGGGAGCUGCGCCUGGACUCGCGCUGUCCCGCCUACCGCCUGCGCCUCCGCCUCCCCUACGACGUGGACGAGAGCGGCGGCCGGGCCGCCUUCAACCGGGCCCAGCGGCAGCUGCAGGUCACGCUGCCCGUGGUGCUGCCGCCCGGCCCAAGGGAACCGCCGGGCCCGGCCGGGGAACGGCUGGAGGGGGCCGAGGGGCCGGCGGAGGCAGAGGCAGAGGCAGGGCCGGCGGAGGCAGAGGCAGGGCGGGCAGAGGCGGGCGGCGGAGCGGCUCCUUCCCCGGAACUCGGGCCUGGCGGCGCGGCCCGCGGCACGUGUGGCGGCGGGGAGCCCGGUGAUCCGCUCACCGAGCCCCCGGCUGACCCUGACCCACGUUGUGAUCCUCCCGCUGGUCCGUCUGCCGAGCCCCUCGCUGAACCGGCCCUAGAACUACUCUGUGAUUCCCUCACUGAACCCUCGGGUGAACCGCCCAUUGAUCCAACCUCUGAACCCUUUGCUGACUCCCCUGCUGAACCCCCCGCUGAACCCGCCACUGAUCCAACCUCUGCACCCUCUCCUGAACCAGCUACUGAUCCAACCUCUGAACCUGGUCCUGAUCCAACCUCUGAACCUGCCCCUGAUCCAACCUCUGAACCCCCCGCUGAACCUGCCCCUGAUCCAACCUCUGAACCCCACGCUGAAUCUGCCCCUGAUCCAGCCUCUGAACCCACGGCUGAACCUGCUACUAAUCCAACCUCUGAACCUGGUCCUGAUCCAACCUCUGAACCUGCCCCUGAUCCAACCUCUGAACCCCCCGCUGAACCUGCCCCUGAUCCAGCGUCUGAACCUCCAGUUGAACCUGCUACUGAUCCAACCUCUGAACCUACUACUCAUCCAACCUCUGAACACCCCGCUGAACCUGCCACCGACCCACCCUCUGAACCCCCCGCCGGUCCAAGCACUGACCCCGGCUCUGAUCCCUUCACCGCCGCUGAUCUCCCCUCAGAAUCCCCCACCGAGUCCCCGGCCCUGCCCUGCCCCGGUGCCGCUUCCCCCGUGGCCAUCCCCGCUCCAGCCAUGCCCACCGGGGACACCGCUCCGCCGGCCCCCGAGGGCCCCCCCGUUGACACGGCCACAUGCCCUCCGUUCCGUGCCCGGCAGGACGAGGCGUCCCUCACGCUGCUGCUGCUGGUGCCCGGCAUCGAGCCGCAGAGCCUCCGCGGGCAUGUGGGCACGCACCACUACAGCCUCCGCUUCCGCACCGAGCGCGCUGCCUUCGCCCUGUUCCUGCGCUUCCCUCGCUCCGCAGCGCUGCUGAGCCCCGAGAGCAGCGUCAGCGUCUCUGCCCACAACGCCGUGGUGGGGCUGGCCAAGGCCCCCGGCAGCACCGGGCUCUGGGACGGCUUCAGCUUCGGCCCCGAGCCCUCCGCCCUGCAGGAGAGAUUGUUUGUCAGUGAGGAGAACGUUGAUGGAUUUCUAGGCCCUGCUUUGUGCCCUUCCCCUUGCUCCCAAUCAGCCCUGGAAAGGCAGCCAUUAAUUGAAGUGCUGGAUGUUACUGAGGACAGAAUUCAAAUCAGGGUGGAGCCACAGGAACGUGAUGGACAAGGGACUCUUGGCAGCUCAGAGGGAGCCCUGGCCGGACAGACCGACAGCAACUCCCCCGAAACAAAGGCAGAAACAAAGUGUCCUGCAGCCGAGGGAGGUGCUGCGGGCCCCGGAGCGGGAACAAUGGGAGCAGCAGCCGGCUGUGCUUCACCCCAUUGUUCGCAGCCCGAACCUCCUGCCUCCAGCUCAGCCGCUCCCGGCGCAUCCGCGGGAACCCAGCCCGAUUUAGAAAGUGCUGCUGCAGCAGGAGGCACGGCCACAGCCCCGGGAACAGCAGCAGGAGAGCUGCAGGGGGCUGGGGAUGGGGAUGGGGAUGGAGAGGAUGGAGCUGGGGCUUGGUGCCCCAUCCUGAGGGAGGUGAACCCCGAGGACGGCAGCGAGCGCAUCCUGCGCGAUCACCGCACGCACUGCCCUGUGCAGUUCCACAGCUCCCUGCUCUACGAGCUGGAUUGAUUUCAUUGUUUUAGCAUUUCCUUCCUUGUUUGAUGUUUGUUCUGACUCCCAUGGGGAUGGAGAUUGGGCAGGGUCCCCCAUCCUGAAGGAGGUGAACCCCCAGGAUGGCAACGAGCGCAUCCUCCACGACAAAUCAUUUUUGUCGCUGCCCCCUGCACUUCCACAGCUCCCUGCUCUAUCAGCUGGAUUAUUUGAAUUGUUUUAGCAUUUCCUUCUCUUGUUUGAUGCUUGUUCUGACUUCCAUGUACUGGUGGGUGACAUGGAGGCCCUGGGUUCCCACUGAAACUGUUGCAACACCAAAACUUCCCAUUGUUAACAGUUUAUCAAUUCCCCACUCUGUUGCAAUAAUUUUACUUGUAAGAAAAGUUGCAGUUGGAGGUGAGCUCCUGGAAAAAAAAUGUAUCUUUAUUGUUUACAUAAAUUUUUUAUUCUCUUGCCACGUUUCACGGAUUAUUUGUAUAUAUCCUCAGCCUAAUGGCUCCCUCGGGAAUUGAGCAGUAGUCAUCAUUUUCCAAACCUUUCAUUUUGUGAUAACUGCAGGAUUAGACUCACAGUGAUUCUUAGCAAUCAAAUGAAAUUUCUAAUUACCCGGAGAAGUUCUAAUUAGUCUCCUAGAAAUAAUCAACAUUUAUACCCUGUAUUCCAUCCUAGUGCUGUGCUUCAGAUCUGCAGCACCCAGAUAUCCCCCAGCUGAACAAAUUCCAUUGCACAAGAACAUCCUCUGGGUGCAUGUCUGCUCUGAAGUAUUUACAACUGCUGAAAUGGAUUCUCUUUAGCCAGAUUAGAUUUAUUUUUCUCAGUUUCCCUCGAGUGUCAGCGUUUCUCACCUCCCUAAAGCAGAAUAACCAGGAGAACACAUCUAAUAAUAAACUUCCUGUUCCCCUUUCUCGCUGCUGCUGAACCAAGUUCUGUUUUUGUUUGAGAGGUGCUUUAGAGGAGAGUUAAUUUUGCCUCUGUCACAUUUCACUUUGUGUGCGCGGUUUCAGAGUUCAGCAGGAGCCACAGCUGCCCACAGCACGUGCCCUGCCCUCCCUGGUGGCACGUCCUGCUGGAGCCUUGCUGGGCUCAGCUGAACCCUCUCAGCUUUUUGGGAGAGGGUGAGGCACCAGCACAGCUCCAGCACCAGCCUGACCCAUUGGAGCAGAACACAGAGCAGUUACCUUGCAAAAUUGUGGUUAAAUAACCCCUGGACAAAGAAAAAAGCAGCAUUUUCUUUCUCUGACAUAUUUCUGUGUUCCACAAAAGCUGCUGAGGUGCUUCUGCCACAGCUGAGUUCACAGGAGUGGCGCUGAAGCUGCUGGAGCAUUCACAGAUGGCUCCGUGGCCCCAGCUCAGCCCCUUCCCACCACACUGCAGCAGUUCUCAUUUUUCACACAGAUAAUUUGAAACAACUUUAAAAAUCCAAACAAAAGAGGUGUUGUCCACCAAUUUGCUACUCUUUUCUGCCUCAAUUAAUGAGUAUCAUUAAAAACUUAAUGAAGUUAAAUGCACACUGCUGGAAGGAGUGAUGGCACGUGUCCAGCCCCUGGGAUUAAAGAAGAGAAACUUCCCCCUCCUUCCCACCCUGGCUUUUCAGGAACACGAGGUGACAUCAUCUUUUUGCUGACAAUCAA
Molecule: messenger RNA, 4873 nt
Organism: Melospiza georgiana
Lineage: Eukaryota; Metazoa; Chordata; Aves; Passeriformes; Passerellidae
Gene: DNAAF2
Product: dynein axonemal assembly factor 2
Exons: 4
Coding region: 342-3260 (972 amino acids)
Biological process (GO): axonemal dynein complex assembly
Cellular component (GO): cytoplasm
Source: RefSeq, a predicted model, not a curated record